Lepidothrix coronata (blue-crowned manakin) is the source of this 5964-nucleotide messenger RNA. RefSeq names its product nucleoporin 210 (gene NUP210). The coding region runs from base 1 to 5241 and encodes 1746 amino acids. Lineage: Eukaryota; Metazoa; Chordata; Aves; Passeriformes; Pipridae. The record is from RefSeq and is a predicted model, not a curated record. The transcript has 36 exons. Gene Ontology annotation, cellular component: nuclear pore.
AUGGCUCCCCCCGCGCUGCCGCUGCUGCUGCUGCUGCACCUCGCCGCCUGCUCCAAGCUCAACACCCCCAAGGUGCUGCUCCCCUUCACGCGCGGCACCCGCGUCAACUUCACGCUGCAGGCCAGCGAGGGUUGCUACCGAUGGUCCUCCAGCCGGCCGGAGGUGGCGAGUGUGGAGCCCCUGGGCCAGGACGAGUGUUCGCAGCGGGCGCUGGUGCAGGCACGGUCCUCGCAGCCCACCCGGCUCACCAGCAUCAUCUUCGCCGAGGAUACGGGGACUGGGCAAGUGCUUCGCUGUGAUGCCAUAGUUGAUCUAAUUCAUGGCAUCCAAAUUGUGUCCACAACGAGAGAGCUCUACCUUGAGGAUUCCCCCCUGCAGCUCAAAAUUCUGGCUUUGGAUUCGGAAGGGAACACGUUCAGCACGUUGGCAGGGCUGGUGUUUGACUGGACCAUAGUGAAGGACCCAGAGGCUGGAGGGUUCUCAGACUCCCACAGUGCCUUACGUAUCCUCAAGUUCCUAGAAUCCACUUACAUCCCACCUUCCUAUAUAUUAGAGAUGGAAAAAGUUGCCAAGCAAGGAGAUACCAUUCUGGUGUCUGGAAUGAAAACAGGGAGUUCUAAAUUAAAAGCAAGACUACAGGAAAGUGUCUAUAAGGAUGUACAUCCUGCAGAAGUCAGAUUGCUUAUUUUGGAAAACAUCCUUUUAAAUCCAGUAUAUGACAUUUAUCUGCUGGUAGGAACAUCAAUUCAGUACAGAGUUCAGAAAAUGAGGCAAGGGAAGAUCACAGAAAUAGCGAUGCCAUCAGAGCAGUAUGAGCUGCAGCUCCAGAACCACAUCCUGGAUCCCGAGGGAGAUCCGGCCCGACCCGUUGCCAGCUUGGACCGGGCAACAUCCACUGUCACUGCAUUGCAGCAGGGCCACACCAACCUGCUCCUGGUGCACAAGAGUAUCCACAUGCAGGGGGUGUCCAGGCUGCCCAACAGCACUAUCUAUGUGGUAAAUCCUGGGUAUUUAGGAUUUACAGUUCACCCAGGUGACAGAUGGGUCCUGGAAACGGGCAGGCUCUAUGAAAUUACAAUCGAUGUGUAUGAUAAAUCAAGCAAUAAGGUGUAUUUGUCUGAUAACAUCAGAAUUGAUGCUGAGCUGUCCAAGGAGUACUUUGAGGUGCUGCAGUCAUCUCUGAAUGGAUCAUAUCAUUAUGUGAAGGCAGUCAAGGAGGGGCAGACCAGCAUUGAUGCUGCCCUGACUGCAGUAGUCGAUCAGGAUGGAGGGGUUCACACGUUACCAGUUCCGGUGCGGAACCAGCAGGAUGUGGAAAUCUAUGUUCCCAUAGUUCUGUCGCCCAGUAUCCUGACAUUUCCUUGGCAGCCAAAAGCAGGAGUCUACCAGUACACCAUCCAGGCUCGAGGUGGAAGUGGAAAUUUCAGCUGGUCCUGUUCUAACCAGGCUGUUGCAACAGUGACAGUCAAAGGAGUAAUGACGACUGGCAGUAAUACUGGGAUCAGUGUUAUUCAGGCAGUUGAUGUCCAGAAUCCCUUGCAUUAUGGAGAAAUGAAGGUGUAUGUCACUGAACCCAGUGGGAUGGAAUUCACUCCCUGCCAGGUGGAAACACGUGUUGGCCAAACCCUGGAGCUGCCCCUGCGGCUCAACGGCCUCACGACGGAGACGGGCGCGUUGAUCCCCCUGCGGGACUGCUCCCACCUGCCUCUGCAGGUGGAGGUGGAGAACCAGGGCGUGUUCAGCCCACUCGAAGGAAGACUUAAGCCAACUGCUGAUUUUUGCAGUGGAGUCAGAGUGAGGGCUGAAGCUCAGGGGUACACAACCCUGGUGGUGAGUUACACCCACGGGCACGUCCACCUCAGCGCCAGCAUCGCCAUCGCCGCCUUCCUGCCACUGAGGGCUGUGGAUCCACCAUCUGUUGCUUUAGUGACUUUGGGUUCCUCCAAAGACAUGUUGUUUGAAGGAGGACCUAGACCAUGGGUCCAAGAACCUUCCAAGUUCUUCAGGAACAUCACUGCUGAGGAUGCAGAAAGCGUUUUCCUGUCUUUACUUGGCCCUUCUACUUCUCAAAACCACAACCAGCACUGGGUUAGAGUGUCGUGCAACAGCCUGGGAGAGCAGGUUAUUGCCCUGACAGUUGGGAACAGCCCCACAGUGACCAACCCCUUCCCUGUGGUGGAAGCUGCUGUGGUGAAGUUCAUCUGUGCUGUCCCUUCCCGGCUGACCCUGAUCCCUGUUUAUGGCAGUCCCCAGCUCGACCUCUCCUGCCCUUUGCUGCAGCAAAACAAGCAAGUGGUUCCUGUCUCAAAUUAUCGCAAUCCAGUCCUGGAUUUGGCUGCCUAUGACCAGCAAGGCAGUAAAUUUGAUAACUUCAGCUCUCUGCAUGUUGUCUGGGAGUCAACAAAAACAGCCUUUGCUCAUAUUGAGCCUGAUAUGCCAAUGGAGCUGAUUCUGAAGGAGGAUGGGAGUGGUCAGAAGAAAAUGCACGGCUUGCAAACUGUUGUAGUUCAUCGUGAGUUUGGGACAGCUGCCAUCUCUGCAACUGCCACCGGGUACCAGCCAUCCCACCUCAAGGCAGCCAGAGUGAAAACACAGUAUGAAGCUCUGCUCCCAGUGUCUGCCACCAUUGAGCUGAUCCUUGUGGAGGAUGUCAGAGUGAGCCCUACUGAUGUCUCCAUUUACAGCCACCCUGACAUACAGGCAGAACUUUUCAUCAGAGAAGGUUCUGGAUAUUUUUUCAUUAACACCAGUGUGCCAAACAUUGUGAGAGUGACCCAUGAGGAGACUCGAGGUGUUGCUUUGGUGCAGCCUCUGCUUCCAGGAUCAGUGACUGUAAUGAUUCAUGACUUGUGCCUGGCUUUCCCUGCCCCAGCUAAAGCUGAAAUCCAUGUGUCUGAUAUCCAAGAGCUGUAUGUCCGAGUUGUUGACAAGGUGGAGAUUGGAAAGACAGUGAAGGCUUAUGUCAGAGUUCUGGAUGGCUCUAAGAAACCUUUUCUGGCAAAAUAUUUCACUGUCAUGGACCUCAGUCUAAGAGCAGCAUCUCAGAUUGUCUCGCUUGUCCCCCUCAGGGAAGCUCUGGAUGACCACACUGCUGCUUUCCUCGUGCAUGGCAUGGCCAUUGGGCAGACGAGUCUUAUGGCAACUGUGGCUGACAAAAAAGGACAAAGAAUCAACUCUGCUCCCCAGCAGAUUGAAGUCUUUCCCCCAUUUAGGCUGCUGCCAAGGAAAGUGACCCUAAUUAUUGGGGCCACGAUUCAGGUGAGGCCUCUUCUGACAUAUUUUCUUUCUUUUAUGCCAGUUUAUGUCAUGGGCAUCACCAGCAGUCAGACCCCUUUCUCUUUUGGCAAUGCUGUGCCAGGGUUAACGUUCCACUGGUCCGUCACAAAGAGGGACACUCUGGAUGUCAAGACAAGGCACAGUGAGGCUUCUUUUCAGCUUCCUGCAAAAUACAACUUUGCAGUGGAUGUUUAUGGCAGAGUAAAGGGAAGAACAGGCCUCAAAGUAGUUGUGAAGGUCCUGGAUCCUGCAGCCAACCAGUUCUACAACAUGGCACGAGAGCUGUCCGAUGAGAUCCAAAUUCAGGUGUUUGAAAAACUUCACCUAGUCACUCCAGGAGUGGAAGCAGAGCAGAUCUUAAUGUCACCAAAUUCCUUUAUUAAACUUCGGACAAACAGGGACCGAGUGGCUUCCCUGAGAUACCGUGUCCUAGAGGGACCAGAUAAAGUUCCUGUGGUGAGAGUUGAUGAGAGAGGUUUCCUUAGGUCUGGGUCUUUGACUGGAACAUCAACACUGGAAGUGAUUUCCCAAGAAUCCUUUGGGACCAACCAGACUAUCGUGGCUGCUGUUAAGUGGGCAGGGGCGGUGCAGGGUGAUUUGGGUGAGCUCAGUGAGCAGCAGUGUGCUGAGCAGUGUCCAUGGGGUGUGGGCAGUGGGCAGGGGCAGUGCAGGGUGAUUUGGGUGAGCUCAGUGAGCAGCAGUGUCCAUGGGGUGUGCUCAGUGAGCAGCAGUGUGCUGAGCAGUGUCCAUGGGGUGUGCUCAGUGAGCAGCAGUGUAUUGAGCAGUGUCCAUGGGUGUGUUCCAGGCCUUCCUGGUGUGUGGAGCUCCUCCUCCAGUGCUGUUCUUCUCAUUGACUCCAAAACUGGUGUGGCCCUGGCCAGGGACUCUGGGCUGGCCACUGUCUACUAUGAGAUCCCUGGGGUACUGAAAACAUACAGAGAGGUCCUGAUCACUGCUCCCCAGAGGACCAGAGCAAUGCAUGUCAGUGGGCUGCACACAAGCUCACAGGGAGCUGCAGCCUCCAAAGUCAUAGUUUCAAUUGGGGAAAGAAAUAAAAAUUUGAAAGGGGAGUGCUUACCCACUCAGGUUGAAGCCAUUGCUGAGUUACAACCACAGUCCAUUCUGAGUUGCCACCUGGAUUUUAGCAGUGACGUGUUUGACUUCUCAGCACGGGAUGUUUUUACAGCAGAACCUGGGUUUGAUGCACUUUCAGGACACUACACGUGCUCCAUCUCCAUGCACAGCGUGUCUGAGAAGCAGCUGAGGCAGCUGAGCAGGAGCAGAGCCACGCUGCGGGUCACGGCCGCGCUGCGGGGCAGCCCCUCCCCGGGGCAGCAGGGCAGCACAGAGGUGCCCUUCAGCCGCUGGUUCUAUGCUGACCAGACAGAAAUGCUCCUGAGCAACCAGUACGUGAGCUCAGACCUCAGGAUAUUUGGGGCCACUGACAUUCUGGACACCCUGGAGGUGAAAUGUGGGUCCCCAGCAGUGAAGGUGCUGGAGAAGGAGAAGUCCUACGAGCUGCCCAGUCACGUGGUGUACACUGUCAGCCUGGCUGAUCCCAGAGUUCCCAGCCAGGGCUCCUUGUCCACCACCCUGACUGUCUCCAGCCCCAUGACUGACCAGUCCAUCACCAUCCCAGUGACAGUGGUUUACCUGGCUGACAGAACCACUGCGCCAGUGAGAUAUGAAGCCAGUCUUUUCCAGCACUUUGUUGAGUCUUACCAGGUGAUGAUCUUCACUCUUUUUGCACUAUUAGCAGGGACAGCUGUUAUGAUCAUAGCCUAUCAUGCCUUUUUCUCACCGAAUGGACAGCACACUCACCCUGUGUUCACCCCAAGGACAAGUCCUCAGCACACCCUUAACAGUCUCAGUGUGUCACCUGCUCUUUCCUUCAGUUCUCAGUGCUCCAGCAGGAGGACAAGCCCCUCACCCACGCUCUGGAGCACAGGUUAUGCCUCUCGGUAGAGCACCAGGACUCACCUCCAUGCACUGGGGCUGCAAAAUAAAUCAGUGCCUUGGCAGAUUUGAGAACUUCAGCAGUUGUGAUGUAAUUCAAGUCUUCUCUUGAAUGUAACUAGUCCUUAAGUUAUUUUUCUUUUUAAUAUUUAGGGCUCUGAAUUUAUUUUUUUAUGUCAGUGCUUCAGUUCUCACAAACUUGUUUUGUCUCUGAUGCUCAGUGGCAGUGCUGCCUAGACAAAAAGCAGUAUUCAUAUUAAGCUGGCUUUCUUGCACUCUUCAGCAGCUAGAAGUUAUGUCUAAGUUAUAGUGUUAGCAAUUUUUUAUUUACUUUUUUGUAAAUCAGAUUUAUUUUUAAUGAACUUUUUAAAAAAGGGAACUAGAAAAACAGAUGAAAUAUGAGCCAAAAAAUUGAAGGAUUGUAUAUGUCAAAGAAGUAGUUUUUAUUUUGAGUUCCAAAGACUCAAGAAUGUACUGCACUGAUAAGUGUUCUUAUGUUUAGCCUUACAAUGGGAUUCAUCAGCACAAUAUGCUGAUUCAGCAUGAAGAAUGCUGGAACAACUGUGAAUAAUUUGGUGGUUUUUUACAACAACAAUAAAAUAAAAAGAAACCCAAAACAUAGAAUGGCUUCCUUUGGGUACAACUGCAGUAUUCAUUGGUACUGUAAGCACUUUUUUGGACUGGGACUAUGUUAUUUGAUUCUGUAUUUUUUAAUAAAGCUUUGUAAGAUUC